Molecule: messenger RNA, 1712 nt
Organism: Gastrolobium bilobum
Lineage: Eukaryota; Viridiplantae; Streptophyta; Magnoliopsida; Fabales; Fabaceae
Exons: 4
Coding region: 429-1421 (330 amino acids)
Source: RefSeq, a predicted model, not a curated record
CCUUCUUCUCUUUUCCUAAUUACCAUUUCAUUUCCCCCAAUUCAUCUUUCUCUCUCUCUCUCUCUCUAGAGGAGGGGCAGCAGCAGCUUCGCCUCUCUCUCAAAUAUUCCGCGUGCAAAACCGAAUCGAAGGAACCAAGUUUGAUCUUCUGGAAUUCAAAAGAUUCGGGUUUCCUGUUGGAAUCGAUCUUCUUUUCUUCGAUGGACUCCUCCUUGCUGUUAUAUUCAUAUUCUAUAGCCCUUUUUCUCUCCGUUGGAUGAUGAGCUAGUGGGCUUUGAUGCUAUGUAUAGUUGAUUUGUGUAUAUGAGCUUGUUUCAUACCAGUUUCAGCUAUUUGUUACUUCUCCAAACGAAAUUUUGGAGCUUCACAUUCAUUCAAUUGUUCCCCUGGGGGGUGGAGAAUUUAGUUAUUUUAAAAUUGAAAACUCAAUGCCUAAGGAGAGAAGAGAUAGUUCCUUGUCACAUGAUAGUAGCAGAACAUCACCUUAUCCAAGCAGCUCUAUUCCUGUCAGGAGAUCUGCAUCUAGAACUCCUUUAGAGUCUGAGGAAAAUGUUAAAGAAUGGGAAGAAGCUAGGUGUCCAGUUUGCAUGGAGCACCCUCACAAUGCAGUUCUCCUCAUUUGUUCAUCCCAUGAGAAGGGGUGUCGCCCUUACAUGUGCAACACCAGCCAUCGCCACUCAAACUGUCUUGAUCAGUUCUGCAAGUCAUUUGCAGCAGAAACCUCGCCUACCAUUUCUCAAGUAGCAAGUCAGAUUUCAAACACUAACUCGACUCUCGUCCAGGCUACAGAAGUAAUUACCAUUGAUGAUGUGCAAGAAGAAAGAAGUGAGGGGUCCAUUACAGCACAUUCCUUAUCUUAUGAGGAUGAGGCAAAAUCAAAGCUAGUAUGUCCUCUGUGUCGAGGUCAAAUAAAACAGUGGAAAGUUGUUGAAGCUGCUCGUUGUUUCAUGAAUGAAAAAUUAAGGAGCUGUUCAUGUGAGACUUGCAACUUCAGUGGUUCUUAUACGGAUCUUAGAAAGCAUGCAAGGCUUGAACACCCUCUUGUGCGCCCAUCUGAGGUAGACCCAGACCGGCAGCGUAACUGGAGAAGGUUGGAGCGACAGAGGGAUCUUGGGGAUCUGCUAAGCACAUUUCAAUCAUCCUUUGGGGAAAAUAGGGUUGAGGAUGGCAUUCCUCCCAUUGAUGAUGGUGGUUUGCUAGCUGUGUUUUUCCUUAUUCUUCAACCUACUUCUAUGUCAAGGGGUACUGCAGGAACCAGACUAAUGCGAAUAAGGAGGAGAUCUACUAGGCUCUGGGGGGAAACCCUUGAAGGGCAAUCUGGAUCUCCUUCUAGAGAUGAUGAAAAUGAGUCUUCAGAUGGGGGUUCAGAUCACUUGAGGCAUAGUGUUAGGAGACGGGUAACUCCUGAUGAUGAGCAGUGAUUUGGAAGAUCAAGUGUUUCUAUUGGAAUUCUUUAAAUGUUCUUAAGCAGGUGGAACAAAAGAAUAGAAAAAGGGGAGUUUUCGGUGUGCAUCUUGAAAGCUGCUACAUCCUGUGAGGAUUAGUUCUGGGUUUGCAGUGCUGAUUAACUGGGAUUAUGAUCCUGUAAUGUAUAUUUAAUAUUUUGUCCUUCCCUAUCUUUGCUGCAAUUUCUCGUUGAUUUUAACGAUUGAGGUUAAAAUAAGAUUUCACUCUUGCCGUUACUUUAGCAGUUGUCCGGUUGCCAAGGACAU